Messenger RNA from Mesorhabditis belari, 447 nucleotides. Lineage: Eukaryota; Metazoa; Nematoda; Chromadorea; Rhabditida; Rhabditidae. The record is from the annotation of a GenBank genome assembly.
AUGAGAAACUCGUCAAAAUUUGUGUUUUUUCUGCUGCUGCUUGGUGGGAAUGGUUUAAUGAAGUGUUGGAGAUACACAAAUCCGGAUGAUACUUUAACGCAUGAUUCUGAUAUCACUCUAGAAAGCUGUGAUCCGGAUGGUCAUUUUUGCAUGAAAGCCGACUUCUAUCCGCCAGAGAAUUUGGACGAGUAUGUGCCGUGGGCGAUUUAUGGAUGUAGUGAUGAGGUGCUCGAUUUGAGUUGUCAGCAACCAGGAUCUUACAAUCUCACAAAUUAUCGUAUCUCAAAUCCUGCUCAAUUCGGCUCGCCAAACGUCGUGUCAGAUAUCUUCUAUCGAGUCGAAAUAAACUGCUGCAACAACGCCGACUACUGCAACUCGGCUCAAAUCUCGAUUUUCUCGGUUUUCCUCGCGACAAUCAUUUCACUAAUCACUUUGAUUUUAAAACAA